Pangasianodon hypophthalmus (striped catfish) is the source of this 2795-nucleotide messenger RNA. It is a transcript of the gene insyn1, whose product is annotated as inhibitory synaptic factor 1. The transcript has 3 exons. Gene Ontology annotation, cellular component: postsynaptic density. The record is from RefSeq and is a predicted model, not a curated record. The coding region runs from base 1706 to 2650 and encodes 314 amino acids. NCBI's taxonomy places the organism in Eukaryota, Metazoa, Chordata, Actinopteri, Siluriformes, Pangasiidae. Gene Ontology annotation, biological process: inhibitory postsynaptic potential.
CUCCCAUCACGACUGGUGAGAGAGGGAGAGACAGAGGGAGAGAAAGAGAGCGAGAGUCGUUUCUGGCAGCCACCUGAACCACUCGAUAAACUCCUGCUCCUAGCAACCCGCAUCCGCCAGUGAGUGAGGGGGCGAGAGGAAGGGACGGAGAGAGAGUGUCGAGUGAGAGACAGAGAGAGAGAGAGAGAGAGGGACGAUGGUUGUGUGUAUGUAUGUGUGUGUGAGCUACAGGGCUCACACAUAAAGGCAGAGGGUACAUCUCUUCUUCAGACCCAGGCUGUCGUCACGGACAAGGGGAGGCGUCGCCGUAGAGACGGAGGCAGCGGCGGCAGCCUCAACACCCUGGAUCAGCCGUCACCGCAGCAACACAAGCUUUCUUGAGGACGGGAGUCCCAGGGUUCUGCUCCUGUUCUUCUUCUUGUUCUUCUUCUUGUGCCUUGUCUUCUUCUUCCCCUUCUCCUCUUGCUGAUGGAUGGAAUUCUCCUGCUGGCUGGAAGGACAGAGAGGUAUGGGAGGGUGUAGAAAAGAUACUGAAACAGAGCAUGAAAGGAGGAAAGAGCAUGAGUGUAUGCGUGUGCAUGUGUGUGAGUGUCAGACAGAACGAGGUAGUCUGCAACAGUGCUGGCAGGAUGAGGGGUAAGGUGCUCAGUUAUUGCCUCAUUGGAAAAAGAGACAGAAUUAGGCUUCGCUCUGGUUCAGCUGCUAACCAGAGCAGAGAUCAAGUCAGUCGUUCCCGUCUCCACCUGAGCAUGCUGUGUUAGGACACAUUCUACUUUCUGUCUGAGGCCGGGGCAGUGAAAUCUUCUUUUUUCUUGUCUUUAAGCCUGCACUGCCUUCCGUUUGCCAUCCCAGUGCUGAAAAAGUUGGGUAGCUGCUUCUGAAAGAGAUAGAGAUAGAGAAAGAUAGCAAGAUAAGUGAGAUAGUGUAGGUAAAGGUAUGGCAAUGAUAGAUGGGUAUAUAGACAGAAGGGGUAAAAGAAAGAAAGAGGAUGAACCGUUCUCCUUCGUGUCUCCUUAGGUGCCAGGUGACGAGUGAACUGUCCUCUCCUCUCAAUCACCCUCGGGGAACAGAUAUGGGAUUUACCUCCUCUGGCCACUGAAAAAAAGAAAGAAAACAGCAUUUCUCCCGAGGGAAACAAUUUCCAUGUGGACUGGAUGUCAUUCAUUUUUAGAUGGAAUUGAAUUGAAAGCAAGAAUUUGAAGUGUUUUCUAAUGAAUUUGGAAAUCCACAAUUCCAUCACCAUGAGGAGAGGCAUAAGAAGAGAUUUUGGAUCAAGGACAUGCUAAUGGUGCUUAAGGCUGGAGUGGGAUACACACGUCAUUGUCCAAAAAAGUCUUCAUCAUACUCUUCCUCAGAGGGCUCCCAUUAUUCCAUGUACCUGGAUCACACCCUUCAGCACUUUUUUUGGAUUUAAGACAUUUUAAAUGACUCCUACAUUCUCCUGUCUACUGUCCUCUUCCUGCGGAGCUCUUGGACAUCCCACAGUGCUGUGCAGGAGGAGGCUUGUGCCCAGGCCCCACCAGCUUUCCUGGCUCUGCGGGUAUUUUUAAGAUGUUGGUGCCCGCCUGCGUGGCCCGAGCCCGAGAUCGGAUCAGUGAUCGGAUCAGUAGCACUGCGGCUCCUGGUGGCCCCAGACAUGGGCCGCGGCUCGGCCUGCCCCCGUGCUCAGCCCUCCGCCCACCCACCCCUGCUCCGCCUGUGAAGGAUGUCCAAGAGUCGAGCUCCUGCCCAGGAACCCUCUGAGAUCCCCAGCCAGAGAGAGCGCAUCCGCAGCCACAUGAAGAUGGUGAUCGAGCAGCUGGAAGGUAUUCUCAUAGAGCUCAAAGAUGUGGCCAAAGAGCUGCGGGAGGUGGUGGGUCAGAUCGACAAGCUCACAGCGGACUUUGACUUCGACCCAGAGCCAGAUGAAUGGACAGUGGCAACGGCGAGCAGCACGUCGAGUAGUGAACGUGGCCUCACUGAGGCCUUCCGGCUCGACUUCCUCGGCCAUGAUGUGCUUUCCGACGCCUGGGAUUUCUGCGGCUACCGCAAAACGGCUCGGGAAGAAGAUGAGUUGCUGGAAGAGGAAGAGCCGGGGAGCUCCGCCUCGGCCACACCUACCCCCACGGUCAACACAUAUUCGCAGAUGAACGGUGGCCUCCCAAUCCCCAACGGACCUCUGAUGGUCACUCCGGACUCUUCCAGCGAGGAGGCAUCAAGUUCCACGCACAGUCAGAAAACAUCACGCACCUCUGGGACGAGAGAACGAGUUCGCUUCAGCGAUAAGGUCCUCUACCAUGCACUUUGCUGCGACGAUGACGAUGAAGACGAACCAGAGGAGGAGGAAGGAGGAGAGGAUGAAGAUAAAGUGGACUGCGGGAUGCCUGACACAGACAGCGAACCGAGCCCUUUGGCUUCUUCGCCUGUCCCUCCUCUCUCCUCCUCCAAAUGCUCAACCACUCUUCACAAAUGGCGGGAAACCUCUUCAGCGGGGCCAUCACCCGUUAAGAUGGCCAUGCUCGGGCCACAUACUCUGCCUAGGAAGGGUCCAUUAAAACCAGGCAGCAGGAAAAAACUGCUGCGCAACAGCAGCACUCAGACAGUAUCAGACAAAAGCACGCAAACAGUAUUGCCAUACAUCCCAGCGAAACAGAAAAGCAAGGAGCCCUAAGGAGACCUUCAGCAGAAAAAGCAAAGCAAACUGAAUGAAUAUUAGAGUGACUGUAUACUAUUUAAUAUCAAAUACAUAGAUACUAGAUUAAGACACAAAUUAAUAAAUGAAUUACUAAAUAAAUAAAUAAUAUAUGGGAAAACAA